AUGGCUUCAUUUCAUUUCGCCCGCCGUCCUGUGCAGACAACAGUAUCCUUCCUCAAGGCCGCUUGUCUCGUGCACCUUGGAAUCACGUACGGCUAUACCAUCAGCCCAGCUCAAGGCCCGUCAAUGCUUCCAACAUUCACAGUCGAUGGUGACUGGAUUCUAUGUGAUCACACGCGUCGCUAUGGUCGCGGUGUUUCUGUUGGUGAUCUGGUCGUUUACCGCAUCCCAAUCUUCAACAACCAGUGGGGAGUGAAACGUGUAACAGGCAUGCCAGGGGAUUAUGUCUCUGUCGGAACACCAGGAGAGCAAGGAGAAGAGUUAAUGAUACAGAUCCCCGAAGGGCAUUGCUGGAUUUCAGGAGACAACCUCCCAGCAUCAAGAGAUUCACGACAUUUUGGCCCCUUACCACUAGCUCUCAUCUCUGGUACUACAAUAGCCAAAAUAUUACCAUGGAACGAACGUCAAUGGAUGAAAAAUGGACUUCAAAAGGUUGAAGAGCUAGACUAA
Messenger RNA from Fusarium fujikuroi IMI 58289, 507 nucleotides. Its product is annotated as related to IMP1 Protease, mitochondrial. The record is from RefSeq and is a predicted model, not a curated record. Lineage: Eukaryota; Fungi; Ascomycota; Sordariomycetes; Hypocreales; Nectriaceae. The coding region runs from base 1 to 507 and encodes 168 amino acids. The transcript has 2 exons. Gene Ontology annotation, molecular function: serine-type endopeptidase activity. Gene Ontology annotation, cellular component: membrane; mitochondrial inner membrane peptidase complex.